ACCAGCACAGUCCAGAAUGGAAUCGUCCAAGUGUGGCUUAAACUAGAGCACAGUCAAUCUAUGGUAGUUUCAUUCAAGGUUGUUAACGCAGAAGACUCGAGUUAAAAGAUAAUCCGUUAAAUGAUAAUUUAUAUGGGCUGUGAAUUACUAAAUUUCAAGAACCAUGGAUGAUCUCAGCGAUUCUAGUAGUAGAACUAAUAGUUUAGAUGAUCUUAAGAAAGACGAUAAGAUGAAAGAAAGAGAAAAUUGGGGAGGAAAGUUGGAUUUUAUUCUGACUUGUAUCGGAUAUGCCGUUGGUCUGGGUAACAUCUGGAGAUUUCCGUAUCUUUGUUACAAAAGUGGAGGAGGUGCCUUUUUCAUCCCAUACAUUAUAUUUUUGGUGGUAUGUGGUGUUCCACUCUUUUUUAUGGAAGUGUCCUAUGGUCAGUUUUCCAGCUUAAGUCCAAUUUCUGCUUGGCGGAUGAGUCCAUUAUUCAAAGGUGUUGGUAUAGGCAUGGUGAUGGUGUCUACUAUAGUAUGUGUCUACUAUAAUGUUAUUAUAGCUUGGACGUUGUAUUAUUUAGUCGUGUCCUUCCAGGCUGUUUUACCGUGGAGUAACUGUAAUAAUGAAUGGAAUACAGAUUUGUGUAUUGAUGAACAAAGAUCGAAAUAUUUUGCAGAAUUGUCUAAUUAUACGUAUGAUGAAAUGGCUAACAGUAGUUUAUUCAAUAAUUCAAUAUAUUUUACAUUAAAUAAUACGUUACGUACCCCAGGAAACAAGACGGCUAGUGAAGAAUAUUGGGAGCGUAAUGUAUUAGAGCUUAGUGAUGGAAUAGAUAAUCCUGGAUCAAUGAGAUGGCAGCUAUUAGUAGCUCUACUUGCUUCCUGGGUUCUUGUGUUUCUCUGUCUGUUUAAGGGUGUCAAGAUAUUGGGAAAAAUUAUGCACUUUGCUGCUCCCUUCCCAUAUUUGGUAUUAUUGGUUUUAUUGAUAAGAGGCGUGACCUUACCAGGAGCGUUAGAAGGCAUCAAGUUCUAUAUUAUUCCAAGAUGGGAAAAACUCGCCAGUUUUCAGGUUUGGGGUGAUGCAGCUUUACAGAUAUUUUAUUCUGUUGGUGUGGCAUGGGGUGGUAUUGUCACAAUGGCUAGUUAUAAUAAGUUUGAUCACAAUGUUUAUAGAGAUUCUAUGAUGGUACCGUUUAUUAAUUGUGGAACUAGUAUUUUUGCUGGUUUUGUGAUUUUCUCAGUUUUGGGUUUCAUGGCCCAUGAAGCUGGUGUAGAUGUUGGUGAUGUGGUCACUGAAGGACCUGGUCUUACCUUCGUAGCCUAUCCAGAGGCUAUAGCAAAACUGCCUAUAAGUCCAUUAUGGGCGGUUUUGUUCUUUCUGAUGUUACUGACGAUUGGCCUUGAUAGCAUGUUUGGAAUGUUUGAGACAUUUUUGUCUGGUGCCAUGGAUGAAUUUCCAGAACUGUUGAGAAAUAAGAAACUGAUCGUAACUGCUGUUGCCUGCUUUAUAGAGUUUGUAUUGGGAUUGCCUUGUAUCAGUCAAGGAGGUAUCUACGUUCUACAAAUCAUGGAUUGGUAUUGUGCUAGUUUCUCUCUCAUGUUGAUCUCCUUAGCUGAAUGUCUCGUUGUUUCCUGGGUUUAUGGUGCUGAUAGAUUUAUGAAAGACAUAGAACUUAUGAUUGGGUAUCAACCUCAUCGUAUCUGGGUAUAUAGUUGGAAAUACACAACUCCUGCUGUUAUUGUUUUCAUCUGGUUAUUCAGUGUAAUUACGUUAGGACCCGUAAAAUAUGGUGAUUAUGAGUAUCCACAAUGGGCUGUAUUAUGUGGUUGGUUACUAGGUGUAUGUUCUAUCGUGCCUAUACCAUUAUGUAUGGUCUUACAAGUCUAUCGAGAAGAAGGUCCCAUCAUUGAGAGAUUCAAAAAGUUGAUGAAACCAGCUCACAAUUGGGGACCAGCUUUACCAGAAAAUCGUGCCAGAUAUCUGUUGUCACUAGGUGUAGUUGAUCCAGAAUCUGCGGAUGCCAUGAUAGUGAAAGAAAAAAAUGGACAAAUGGAAGAAUUAGUGGAUAUGAGUUCAAAACAGAACUCAAGUUAUACGCCCAUCUUAACCAAAGAAGAGAAACAUUGAAAAAAAUUCUGAAAUUAUUUUAGUAGGCAUUUUAAAAUUCAAUUUUAAUUUUUUGGGCACAAUAACUUUUAUGAAAAUUUUGUGACAAAAGAAUUAUCAUGAUAUCAUCGACAUCGGGUAUUUGUAUGUUAAGAUCUGUAUUUUAGAAAAUAUAAAAAUUAUCAGAAUAUAGGUUGUAAGUUUUAUUCCAGAUGUUUGUGACAUUAAUUUUAUUCAAAAUUAUCAUGAUGUAUAUCAUUAAUAUUGGGUAUUUAUUUGUAUAGGUUGUUGGUUCAAGUCUAACAAAAGAAAAUUCUAUUAAAAAAAUAAAUUAACCUGUAUCAUCAGCAAUUGAAAUUUUAUUUAAUUAUCUUCCAAAUGAUUAAGAAUACAUUUUCAAUUUUGUUUUCGUUGUAGGAUGUAUAGAAAGUUAGUAUAGUUUACAAAUGGACUGAUGUAUUUUCUAUUGCAAGUCUCAGAGGUCCAGUAGACUAUAUAUUGUACUAUUAUUAGAUUUGGUUGUGAUCUGAAAAUAUUUUUUAUAUCUUUCCGAAGCAAAACACUGACAAUAUUUGCCAAAAUUCUAUUUUGUAUAAAAGAUAAUUUGAAUGUUCAUGUGCCAUUGUUUGUAAAUAUAGUUGAAUUUCGUGAAAUAAUAUCAAGUUUCCAUACACAAUUUAUCAUUUAGCACUCUGAUGCAAAAUAAAGAUCCUUUGCCUUGAAGUCAGGCAGUUAUUUUCAAUGCAAUUUUUGAAUCCUCAACCUCAGUAUAGCCGAGUAUAUUAUAUAUAUAAAAUAUAUAUUUGUAAUGUGUGUACUUCCCCAAUUACUUAGAAAUUAUUUAUUGGCAACUUUUACAUGAUUGUAAAGUUCAUUUGUGACAUUUUUAAACACCCGAGAUUGAUCCUAAUUUGAUGUAUACUUAGAUUUAUUAAUUACCAAAUUAUAAUGAAUUAAGGGCAGAUAAUUUGGAAAAAUUGAAUCAAAAUAACCAACAAUUAACAUGAUAAUUAAUGAAAUUAAAUGUUUGAUCUAUAUAUUUAUUUUGUGUUGAUCUGAGGUCUAGAAGAAAUUCUCAUCAUUUCUCACACAGUCACUUUGCCAUGUUACUCGAAUGUAAUUACUUCAUUUCAUUGUCAAUACCCUGUGGAAUUCUUUUGGUCGCAAAGCAUGUUGUCCAUAUUUGGAACAGUUUAGGACAAGGUCCAAAGAAUUGUGUCUGUGUAACUCAAUGUAUUUAUCAGGUUUUCUACAUAAUUAUCAAUACAAUAUGCAUUUAUUUUACUUCUUUGAUUUGUCAUUAUUUAAACUUAUACUUAGUUAUGAUGAUGGCUGUCAAAGUCUCUGUCAUUUGUAGGAUUUUUAUAUGCCUACAUUUUAAUGUAGUGUUUUGAUAAUUUGAUAAAUUGACAACUUGUCAACAUUCAACAUUAUAGGUUGAAAAGAAACCAGCACCACCUAUUAUCUUUACAAAAAAAUCUUUUGAUAGUUUUCUUUUUAAUCCGAUUGAAUCCAAGUUAGAGAUUAUAUAUUGUUUUUUUUAAUUAGAUGUUAAAAAAUCAGUAUGAGUACUUUUGUUUAGCACAUAAAAAGCAAUACAGAUGAUAAUUAGUGACUUUCUUUUAGAUCCAAAUAUCAGAAUGCUUCUAGAAAAUUAGAAAUAUAUUUAUACCCAUAUCCUACUUAUUUCACAGCUGAAUAUCGAAUAGCUCUCCCACAAAGAGUCACACCACCGCUAUUUGUGUGUGCAUGUAGUCAUUUAGUCCAUAACUGUAAAUUUUAAUAUAGUCCAUAUGAGUAAGUUUUAUAUAUGACACCUCUGUAUUGUUUGCUUGUUAUUUUAAGUCAUUGUUAUAUUAUUUAGAUAAUAUGUUAUUUUUUUUGUUUGUGUUAUGAUUAUAUGUUAAUUUUUAAUACUAUUGUAAAUAUAGGAAGGCUUUAAAAGCUCAAAUUCGUGUUCUUUUGCUUCAUUUACCUUAUGCAUCCUGAUUUGAUGAACAACUUGUCCAUUUCUUUACAUUAUCAAUGUUAACAAGGUAAAGUCAAAGUCUUAAAAUAUAUCAUAUUCAGCUUCAUUAAGUGAAUUCUGAAAAAAAAAAAAGAAUAUUAUCAUACAAUAAGAAGUUUCAUUCUCAAAAUACACUAGUUUCAAUAUUUGAUUGGUUAAAAUGCUUAACAUCUGCAAAAGUUUUACUCAAUUUCCUAAAUUUAAACCCUACUGUACACACAAGUGCCUCUUUUGUAGCAUACCAAAACUGUGGAGCUUUAAUCUAUAAACAUUUAAAAAAAAAAACAGAGGAGGUUAUAUCAGGGUUGCGAUUGCUUAAAGCUCCAAAUCGUUAUUAACUUUUGUGACUUAAGACUAGUAAUGGGCCCCACAUAUUCAUUAAACUUGCCUUUGUAUCAUUCCUUAAAUAUAUUUGUGUGCUUUUCAUCAUGGUUCUGUAAAUAUUUUCAUUAUUUUUACAGCAAAAGGAAUGCUAUUAAUAAAAAAACAUCCAAUCAGA
Molecule: messenger RNA, 4596 nt
Organism: Patella vulgata (common limpet)
Lineage: Eukaryota; Metazoa; Mollusca; Gastropoda; Patellidae
Product: sodium- and chloride-dependent glycine transporter 1
Exons: 14
Coding region: 164-2110 (648 amino acids)
Biological process (GO): sodium ion transmembrane transport
Cellular component (GO): membrane
Source: RefSeq, a predicted model, not a curated record